CAGCCGACCCGUUUGAAGAAGACGCGCAAACUUCGUGGACACGUGUCUCACGGACACGGACGCAUCGGUAAACACCGUAAACAUCCCGGAGGUAGAGGUAAUGCCGGUGGACAACAUCACCAUCGGAUUCAUUUCGAUAAAUACCAUCCCGGAUACUUCGGCAAAGUGGGAAUGAGGACCUUUCACCUCAAGAAGAAUAGUCUGAAGCACUACUGCCCGACCAUUAAUGUGGAGCAGAUCUGGGCUCUAGUGGGCGACAAAAUGCGAGAGCACUACAAGGCCAGCACCGAUGGAAAGGCACCCGUCGUCGAUGUCAUCAAACACGGAUAUUUCAAAGUGUUGGGCAAAGGAAGGCUUCCCAAACAGCCGCUUAUAGUGAAGGCCAGGUUUUUCAGUAAAAGCGCUGAACAGAAGAUUAAGUCCGUCGGCGGCGCCUGUGUUCUCACGGCUUAGUUGUGUUGAACUGAAUUUGAUUUAUUAAGUAAUAAAUGAAUGUUUCUUAAAAUAAAUUGACGUUUAUUUAAACAAUA
Molecule: messenger RNA, 530 nt
Organism: Oppiella nova
Lineage: Eukaryota; Metazoa; Arthropoda; Arachnida; Sarcoptiformes; Oppiidae
Source: the annotation of a GenBank genome assembly